GAAGUCAUCCUUGGCGUUUGUUACACCACCGUCUGUCAACCUUGAAACGGUGAUCAGAAACGUCACCUGACUGUGUAAUGUGUUAAAGAGUACGGGAAUCGUUUAUUUAUGCUAUUGACAGCUACUGUUGUGUUUAUUUAAAUUUGAACCAGACCUGUAUUUAGUCAGACGAGUGUUAUUUAAACGGAUCGUACUGACAACACUGACCGAAGAUGAGAUUUUUCAACAAAGGAUAAGGCUGAAAAGACCGACAGCUGAUUUGGGAAUUUUCUUUGUCACAAUUUCUAAACAUUUCGUAACUACUGUGCUUUCAUCGUUGAUUUAAACACUGAUACUUAGAGUUUGCUGAAAAAUGAAACUUUCAAGAUGUGAUUGCUGAACCACUUUUUUGGUAUUGUAACAAACUGUUCAUGAUAAAAAUUUUAUUUUAAAAAUUCAUAAAAUAAAUCUUAGAAGAAGAUGGAAGGCAGAGGAGUGAGUCGGUCGAUGUCUAAACGUUAUGACAUGCUUCAGAGACUGCUGUUGGUUGGAGAGACUGGGGUUGGUAAAACUUGUCUCCUGUGUCGCUACGCCAACAAUGAAUUUAUGGACACGCAUAUCACUACUAUUGGUGUUGACUUCAAACUAAGACGAAUGGAAGUAGACAACAAGGUGAUCAAGGCACAGAUAUGGGAUACAGCUGGACAGGAAAGAUUUGAGUCAAUUACCAAACAAUUUUACAGACGAGCACAGGGAAUACUUCUAGUCUAUGACAUAACAAGUCGGCAAUCUUUUGAGGCAGUGCCAAAAUGGCUGUCAUAUAUCCAUCAGUUUGCUAAUGAAGAUGUACAGAUUAUGUUGCUUGGUAACAAAAGUGACCAGGAGUUGAGGCGGAUGGUUACUACGAGAGAGGCGACAAGAUUUGCUGAGGAAAAUAAUCUUAUGUUUUUUGAAACCAGUGCCAAAUCUUCAGGGAAUCUAGAACAGGCGCUGUACACAUUGUGUAAAUCAGUGCUUGAGGUGGAGGUAAACAAGACCCUGAAACUGUCUGACAUCAAGAUCGGUGAUCAGGCACUAGAAGGAGGACUAACGACACCAACAGAUAGCAAUGCCAACAAAUUCAAACCAUCGCUUGACCACGGAAUUUCAUACCAACACAGGAAUGGACUUAACAGUAGUGGCUAUGACAAUGGAGUUAGUGAUAGAGACACUGUGAACCUCCUCCAGGACGACAAACAGCAAACAUCUCAAACUUGUUGUAGUGUUAUGUAAUAUAUAUAUAUUUGUACUGUGUUGAUUAUCAAUGGUAAAAGGGACACAAUCGCGAAAUGGUUGGAGAUAAAUUGAUUUUUUGUUUUUGAAUUUUCCAUUAAAAUAGACUGGUGCAGAGAGACAUUUUGUGUAUUGUUAGCAUUACAAUUUUGAUUUUUUUUAAAGUACAGUAUAAGAAUUAAUUUUGGUGUUAAGAAAAACAGUUUUUGUUUCCAGUAAUAUGCAGCAUUA
Ylistrum balloti is the source of this 1482-nucleotide messenger RNA. RefSeq names its product ras-related protein Rab-13-like. Gene Ontology annotation, molecular function: GTPase activity; GTP binding. NCBI's taxonomy places the organism in Eukaryota, Metazoa, Mollusca, Bivalvia, Pectinida, Pectinidae. Bases 460 to 1251 code for a protein of 263 amino acids. The transcript is spliced from 7 exons. The record is from RefSeq and is a predicted model, not a curated record.